UUUAGCACUCUGUGUAAUUAUCAUGGACAUAAUAUAGUGGAUAUGUGUUACAAGAUACAUGGUUAUCCUCCAGGAUAUGCCACUAGGAGAUCUUCUUUGCCUCCUACUAGGCCUCAUGCUAUUAAUCAGGCCAGUAUCACUGAAAUUGCAGAUGCUCCCAAUCCAGCUGAACCUGUAUCAAUGGACAAUUUGCUUCAAUCUUUGAGUUCUUCCCAGUGUCAACAACUCAUGACACUCUUUGAUUCCCAGCUCACUCUUGAUCAAGGCUCCAAUUCUCAUCACUUUUCUACCUCCAAUAAUGUGACUUGCUGUGUUUCAGGUAAUAUUCAAGGAUCAAAGCCAGAAGAUGAUUGGCAAGGAUAAAAAAGUUGAUGGUCUUUAUGUUUUAGACAUAGAUCAUUGUACUUCACCUUUUUUUUCCUUGUAAUGCAGUUUCUGCAUCCAUUUUGGCACAAUAGGUUAGGCCAUCUUUCCAGUACCAGUCUUGAUUGCCUUAAAUCUUUGCUUUCUAUUUCUACUAAAGACAGUUGUAAACUCGAUCCUUGUUAUAUUUGUCCAUUGGCAUAACAAAGGAAAUUAUCCUUUGAAUCAAAUAAUCAUGUUUCUGCUUUUCCCUUUAAUUUAAUUCAUUGUGACAUUUGGGGUCCUUACAACACUGCUUCUCACACAGGUCAUAGAUACUUUGCUACUAUAGUUGAUGAUCAUAGUAAAUAUACAUGGAUAUGUUUACCGAGGCAAAAAUCAGAUAUUACAUACAUUCUAAUUUUUUUCCAAAUGAUUUCAACCCAAUUUGGGGCUCAAAUCAAGCCUUUCAAAUCAGACAACGCUCAUGAACUGCUUUCACUCAAUUUUUUCAUGAUUUAGGUGUGGUUCAUCAGUGUAGUUGUGUUCAAAAAAUCAACACUUGCUCAAUGUUGUUAGAGCACUAUAUUUUUAGUCUCAUAUUCCUAUACAAUUAUGGUUAUAAUAUAUUUGGACUGCAGCUUAUCUUAUAAACAUAAUUCCUUCUAAGAUUUUACAGGGAUCUACACCUUAUCAGAAGCUAGACAAUCAACCAUCUCCUUAUGGCAUGCUGAAAGUGUUUAGUUGCUUAGCCUUUGCCUCUAAUCUUUCUCAAUCCAUAACUAAAUUUGAUCUAGGGCAAGAGUUUGCGUCUGUAUUGGAUAUCCUACAGGCAUGAAUGCAUAAAAAAAUUAUGAUAUUCAAACCAAAGAAGUCCUCAUAUCAAGAGAUAUUAUCUUUCAUGAAACUGUAUUUCCAUUUUCUUUAAAUAAAAAUUUGGAUUCUGUUUUUACUCAUGAUCCUUUUGAA
This is a messenger RNA of Erythranthe guttata (spotted monkey flower), 1311 nucleotides long. The record is from RefSeq and is a predicted model, not a curated record. Lineage: Eukaryota; Viridiplantae; Streptophyta; Magnoliopsida; Lamiales; Phrymaceae.